This is a messenger RNA of Kluyveromyces lactis, 1410 nucleotides long. RefSeq names its product Mac1p (gene MAC1). The coding region runs from base 1 to 1410 and encodes 469 amino acids. The record is from RefSeq and is a predicted model, not a curated record. The transcript has a single exon. Gene Ontology annotation, biological process: positive regulation of transcription by RNA polymerase II; intracellular copper ion homeostasis; intracellular iron ion homeostasis. Gene Ontology annotation, cellular component: nucleus. Lineage: Eukaryota; Fungi; Ascomycota; Saccharomycetes; Saccharomycetales; Saccharomycetaceae. Gene Ontology annotation, molecular function: DNA-binding transcription factor activity, RNA polymerase II-specific; copper ion binding; RNA polymerase II cis-regulatory region sequence-specific DNA binding.
AUGAUAAUUUUCAAUGGUGAGAAAUAUUCAUGUGUUUCUUGCAUUCGUGGACAUCGUUCUUCAUCAUGCAAACACAGUGAACGAAUGCUUGUGAAAGUGCGGACAAGAGGCAGGCCCUCGCCGUUAGAUAUUCGCAAAGUGAUAUUGGUCGAUAGAGCUUCCCGAGUUGAAGAAGUAGAUGGCUCUGGUCAGGAUAACGGAGCGGGGGACGAGUCGCAGUUGUGCUGUGGGAUGAACAAGCAACCGGUACUCUUUUUAAGAGCUAUUGCAACGAAGAAAGCGCUCUUAAUCAACGGUGACUUGAAAAUCAUGGUAACCUCGGAGUCUGGUACCCCAGAUUAUGAAGUUGCUAGAAAGGUAUCAGAUGAUAAUAAAUUCGUUACUGAACAUGAAUUUUUGCUCAACCAUGUCAGUCCCCCGCCUUGUAAAAGUUGCAACAGCACUGUGAAGCGGGAGAAUGAAUCCCAUUCUUUGGAUGCAACAAAUACAACUGAGAAUUAUGCCAAACGUGUCAAGUUCGAAAGACAAGAUAUGACGAAUUUAUCUAACCAUGAACUUCUUUCUGCAGGUGACAAUGUUCAGUUGAACUCGGUAGGAAACUCAACAUUCCAAGAUUCUGUUGUAGAACUGUUUACACAAAACGGUGCCUAUUUAAGUACUACUUGUUCAUGCAAUGAGAACUGUCAAUGCAACAACUGUCUGAUACAUAGAGAGGAAGCUGAAUUAGAGAGGUAUUUGACCGAAUUAAACCAACCUAUGAUAAAUCUAGGGAGUGCCCAAAUUUUGACUGCCGAUAGCUCUCAGGUGGAGCCAUCCAAGGAUUUCUUCCAUGGCGAAACAGAUGACCAAAAUAUGAGUACACUGUGCCUUUGUGAACCUGAUUUCUGUACUUGCUUCAAUUGUGAAGCGCAUCCAGAUGAGGUAGUAACGCUAAGCGAACUAUUACUAUACGGGGUAUUGAAUUACAAAUGGAAGAAAAAGAUGGUCAUAAAAUACAGAAACAAGGUAAUACACUCUAAAUACUGGUGGCAUUAUCUCACUGUCGAAAUUCCAUCGAUGAAUGAGAAACAGCUUCGGUCUCUCGAUUUGAUGGAAUGGUUUGAUAAUCUAAUAAGUAGCCAUUCCGCUGAAUUACCUGAAGCAAACGAUUUGGUUCACUUUACAGAUAGCCGGGGGAAUGCUCACCAUGGGAACCAAAAUGACAAUACUAAAAACCAUAUAAACAUUAACAAGUCAAUUCAGGACGAUAUGAAGAGACUGAUGCCAAAUUUCGGUAAUAAUAACGUCACACUUAAAAAGGAUACACACAGUCCGAAGGGAGAUAAUAGAACCUUACUUACCGGCACAACUACUGCUGAUACCCACAUGAAUAUACACGAUCCACUUAAAUUUAAUAAUCUGAUCCUGUAA